Cladophialophora immunda is the source of this 837-nucleotide messenger RNA. RefSeq lists its product as uncharacterized. The transcript has 3 exons. The record is from RefSeq and is a predicted model, not a curated record. Lineage: Eukaryota; Fungi; Ascomycota; Eurotiomycetes; Chaetothyriales; Herpotrichiellaceae. Gene Ontology annotation, biological process: recombinational repair; interstrand cross-link repair. Gene Ontology annotation, cellular component: mitochondrial chromosome; mitochondrial nucleoid. The coding region runs from base 1 to 837 and encodes 278 amino acids. Gene Ontology annotation, molecular function: single-stranded DNA binding.
AUGUCGCCUGCUACUCGAAUACCUUUCAGAGCUUUGAGCGCAUCUGCCUCUACGCGGCUCUCAACCUCUUCGAUCGGUCUCUGCCGCUCAUCUAUCGAGACUUCGCGGUCAACCUCUCGGUCACUGCGCAUGGUCUUUCCGCGCACUAUCUUCACACAAUCCUCAGCUCGUCUCGCCGGGACUGGAGCGGCCACAGACCAGCAACCAAAGACUGCAUCCCCUCAAGCGACACCGGCGGACCCCAAGCGUCAUUCUUUCGACAACCUUGAGGACCAGCCGUUGACUUUGCAAGAAGAUGACCCCUCAAAAGUGGAUUGGACAAGGUCUUUUCACGGUCUUUCCGUGGAACCAUUUUCCAAAGAGGCUGCGGAUGCGCUGCAGGCACCGAUAACCCCCGAAGACAUCGAGAUCAAGCCAGAUGGUAUCAUUUAUCUUCCAGAGAUCAAAUAUAGACGGAUUCUUAACAAGGCUUUUGGGCCUGGCGGCUGGGGACUGGCUCCCAGAGGCGAGACAAUUGUCACGGAGAAGUCUGUAACGCGAGAAUACGCAUUGCUGGCGCACGGAAGACUGGUUUCGAUUGCUCGCGGAGAACAAGAUUACUUCUCGAAAGAGGGCAUCCCAACAGCUGUCGAGGGCUGCAAAUCCAACGCAAUGAUGCGGUGUUGUAAGGAUUUGGGCGUAGCCAGCGAGCUUUGGGACCCACGCUUUAUCCGCAAGUUCAAGGCAGAGUAUACUCGAGAAGUGUUCGUCGAGCACCAAGUCAACAAGAGGAAGACCAAGAUUCACUUGCGCAAGGGUGACCCUGUCCCGUAUCCUUACGCCGAAUUGAAGAAAUGA